Macadamia integrifolia is the source of this 2602-nucleotide messenger RNA. Its product is annotated as putative receptor protein kinase ZmPK1. NCBI's taxonomy places the organism in Eukaryota, Viridiplantae, Streptophyta, Magnoliopsida, Proteales, Proteaceae. The coding region runs from base 133 to 2565 and encodes 810 amino acids. Gene Ontology annotation, biological process: recognition of pollen; protein phosphorylation. The record is from RefSeq and is a predicted model, not a curated record. The transcript has a single exon. Gene Ontology annotation, molecular function: protein serine/threonine kinase activity; ATP binding.
AACUCUUGAGUCUUCACUAUAAUAUAAAGUCGAGACACCAGAGUCCAGGAUACAAUGCUCUCUCUUUAAGCUGUCUUAAACUUUCUUUUCUUUCCACACAUUCGUGCUUAGAUCUUUGAAGGUUCAGAAAACAUGAGAUGCCCAUCUCCUUACCCUCCAUCCUCACCUUUUCUUCUUCUCUUCCUUCUUGUCUCCUUUCUCUCUUCUUUCUCAUCUUCUGCUCCCCUGAAUUCUCUAUACAAAGGCUCUUUUCUGUCAGUUGAAGAUGAAUCAGACUUUCUCAUAUCUCCAGACAAAUCCUUCACCUCUGGGUUUUACAUGGUUGGUACAAAUGCCUUCUGUUUCGCAAUUUGGUUCACCAAUUCAACUGCCAAAACUGUGGUAUGGAUGGCUAAUAGAGACAGGCCUGUGAACGGCCAUGGCUCCAGAAUUUCUCUGCAGAAAGAUGGAAGUAUGGUCCUGACAGACUUUGAUGGCUCAACUAUUUGGUACAUAGACCAUAUAACUGAUGCACAAAAGGCCGAGCUCCUUAACAAUGGGAACCUAAUACUUGUAAACUCACAAGGUAUGGUUCUAUGGCAAAGCUUUGAUUUUCCUACUGAUACACUUAUCUCAGGGCAACCCUUGACUAAGAACUUGACAUUGAUCUCAGCUAAGGGAGAAGGAAUGCAUUCUUCAGGAUAUUACAGUUUAUUUUUCAAUGACUUCGAUAUUUUGAGUUUAAGGUAUGACAGCCCUGAGAUUUCUAGUGUAUAUUGGCCUGAUCCAAGUCCUACUGGGAAUGUAUACCAGAGUGGAAGAACAAAUUACAAUAGCAGUAGAAUCGCCAAUUUUGACGACAUGGGUAGGUUUACAUCCAGUGAUAGAACAAAAUUUUCUGCUUCUGAUAUGGGUUUAGGGAUUAAAAGGAGACUCACCAUAGAUUAUGACGGUAAUUUGAGAUUCUAUAGCUUGGAUGAAUCAAGUGGUUCAUGGAACAUCACUUGGGAAGCUCUCCCCCAGCAGUGCAUGGUUCAUGGGUUGUGUGGCAAAAAUGGGAUUUGUGUAUAUACACCAAAACCCAAGUGUUCAUGUCCACCGGGUUACGAAAAAAGUGACCCAAGUGACUGGAACCAAGGUUGCAAGCCUAAGAUCACCAGGAAUUGCAGUAAAGAUCAAAAGGUUAAACUUGUGAGUCUUCCACAUACAGAUUUCUAUGGAUAUGAUCUUGAUUAUUUUCCAUCCAUUUCAUUUGAAACUUGCAUGAACCUCUGCUUAACAAAUUGUUCUUGUGAGGCUUUUAGCUACAGACUGUCAGGGGAUGGAAUUUGUUUCAUGAAGAGUGAAUUGUUCAAUGGCUACACAUCUCCACACUACAAAGUUACCAUGCAUCUGAAACUAUCAGAAAGUCUGGAAAUUGCAGAUGACUAUACACCCAAUGGAUCUGAUCCCAAUUGUGGGUCAAUUAAAUCCGAGAGUUCUCUGGGUUCUUCUGUAAUGUACAAUACACAGAGCCGAAGAACAACGACAUGGGUAUAUUUGUAUUCGUUUGUGUCUGCCAUUGGUGUAGUGGAAGCUUUGUUUGUAAUUUCAGGUUGGUGGUUUCUUUUUAGGAAACAUGGAAUGCCAAAAUCAAUGGAGGAUGGAUACACAGCAAUAUCAAGCCAGUUUAGGAAGUUCAGUUACACAGAACUGAGGAAGGCAACCAGUAACUUUACAGAAGAAUUGGGAAGGGGAUGCUCUGGUUCUGUUUACAAAGGAAUUUUGGGGGACAACAGAGUAGUGGCAGUGAAGAAAUUGGGAGAUGUAAUUGAAGGAGAAGAAGGGUUUUGGGCUGAAUUGAGCACAUUUGGAAGGAUCAACCACAUGAACCUGGUGAGAAUGUGGGGGUUCUGUUCAGAAAGGAUCCACAAACUUUUGGUCUAUGAGUAUGUGGAGAAUGGGUCACUAGCUAAGCACUUGUUUGGCAAUGUCUACAGUAGUGAUAUAUCCACAUUGCUGGGAUGGAAGGAGAGGUUUAAUAUUGCUCUAGGGGCUGCCAGGGGUUUGGCAUACCUUCAUCAUGAGUGUCUAGAAUGGAUUGUCCACUGUGAUAUAAAGCCUGAAAAUAUACUUUUGGACAGUGAUUUUGAAGCUAAGGUUGCAGAUUUUGGGCUCUCCAAAUUAUCUCCAAGAGGUGGUAGAUCUGGUUUUGAGUUCUCUAGGGCCCGAGGGACGAAGGGAUAUAUGGCUCCAGAGUGGGCAUUUAAUCUUCCUAUUACUGCUAAGGUUGAUGUUUACGGUUACGGAGUUGUACUUCUAGAGAUUGUGAAGGGCGUUCGGCUUUCGAAUUGGGUCAUGGUGGAUGGGGAAGUGGAAGCAGAGCUUAGAAGAUUUCUAAGGGAAGUGAAAGGAAAAGUUGAAAGAGGAGAAGAUUCAUGGGUUGAGGAUGCAGUGGACCCUAGAUUGAAAGGGAAAUUUGAUAGGAACCAGGCUGCAACUAUGGUUGAGAUAGGGAUAUCUUGUGUGGAUGAGGAUAGAAGCAAAAGGCCAUCUAUGGAUGCAGUGGUCCAAGCUCUACUGGAAUGUGAAGCUGAACCAAUAUGAGUCCAUAUUGCAGGCAUGCAGUAAUUGUAUGCAUUCU